GUCGUCAGCCAUGUUGUUUGUCUGACAGCGCCGUACAGCAACAGGUUGUCAAAGAUUCUCAAUAAAACACUGCAGAAAUCUUUAAAGAAACCCCGAAAGCCGACUGUCAUCACGUUAAUUCAGACGACAAUGGAAAAGGAUAUGUUUUCCUCCCAGGAGAUUUCGCAAAGUCAAUAAUGCUGUGGUGUAAUAUGACUGAGCUAGCCAGCUGAGACGAGGAGAUCAGGACCACUCUCCUCAUAUCCCCGCCACCUGCAGCUAUGAAUGGUGGUCGGAGUAUUUGGGCUAUAACCCCAGAGGAGAGGGACAAACAUGAUCAGAAGUUUGACUCCCUCUCGCCAGUACAGGGCUACGUUACAGGGGAGAAGGCACGGAACUUCUUCAUUCAGUCAGGGCUUCCCCAGUCUGUGCUAGCUGAGAUCUGGGCCCUGGCUGAUAUGAAUAAAGAUGGUAGGAUGGACCGGCUGGAGUUUUCUAUAGCCAUGAAGCUGAUCAAGAUGAAACUGCAGGGACAGAAUCUUCCUACAGCUCUGCCCAUCAUCAUGAAGCAGCCACCUGUGCCAGUUCCAACCAUGCCAGCAACACCUCUCGGAAUGGGAGCUAUGCCAAAUGUAUCCAUGAUGCCGAACAUGCCCAUUCUGACCCCUAUACCAAUGACCACCAUGAGCCCCAUGCCGGGCAUGACUCCCAUGAUGGGCACAGGGCUGUCAAUGUCAGUGAUGCCCACCAUCAGCACUCCAGCCCUGCCUAAUGGACCUAUUGCCAUUCUACAGCCUACCCCCAUCCCUCUCACUUCCAAUCUCCAGUUGUCAAAUUCAUUUUCCUCUUCUCCACUGGGCUUCUCUGCCACUCCAAUGAACAUGAAUCCAUCUUUGUUGGACCUGGGCUCGAGCAGCUCCUCCUCCACAUCACUGACCAGCAACUCUCCAAAGGGCGGCCUUUCUGAUUGGGCCAUCCCACAGGCAUCACGACUCAAAUAUAGGCAGCAGUUUAACAGCCUGGACAAGCAAAUGAUGGGUUAUCUAACAGGUCCUCAAGUGAGAAAUAUAAUGGCUACAACAAUGCUUUCUCAGACUCAGCUAGCUGCCAUCUGGAAUCUUGCUGAUGUGGAUAAGGAUGGUAAACUGAAGGCUGAUGAGUUUAUUCUUGCCAUGCAUCUGGUAGACAUGGCUAAAAUGGGCCAGCCGCUGCCUAUGGCACUCCCUUCAGAGCUGGUGCCCCCAUCACUAAGGGGGAAGCUUGGUGAGUCUGUGAAUGGAACCACUGGCUCGAUCUAUGCAGGCCUGGCUGAGGACCUCUAUGAGUCUGAGCCUCCGCAGAAACCAAGGAACAAUUGGACUUUUGAAGAUAAGUUCAAGAAAAAUAUGGAGAUGGGAAAUGCUGAGCUGGAGAAGCGGCGACAGGCACUUCUGGAGCAGCAGCGCAGGGAAGAGGAGAGGAGGGCACAGAAGGCCCGAGAGGAGCAGGAGAGAAGAGAGAGGGAGGCACGAGAGCUGGAGCUGAAGAGGAAGAGGGAGGAAGAGCUCAGGCUGGAGCGACAGAGAGAGCUGGAGCGACAAAGAGAGGAGGAGAGACUUAAAGAGCUGGAGAGGAAGGAGGCAGCCAAGAAGGAGCUGGAGCGCCAGCGGCAGCUUGAGUGGGAGAGGAGGAGAAAGCAGGAGCUCCUAAAUCAGAAGAGUGAAGAGCAGGAGGAGAUCAUCAAGCUCCGAGCCAAGAAGAAGAGUCUGGAGAUGGAGCUAGAGGCUGUGGGCAACAAGCAGAAACAAAUAACUGACAAGCUCCGAGAUGCUGAAGGCAAAAAGAGAAUCCAUAAAAAUGAGCUGGAAAUGAUCAACCACAAAAGAGACUGCUGCAUCACAGAAAUCCACUCUCUGCAGAAACAGUUAGAGGAAUUUAAGAGCAAGUUGGGACAGUCGACCAUAGAACAGCAAAAACUCAAUGACAGACUACGCAACCUCAAUCUGAACAACCUCCCUACUGCGACAGUGAAAACUUUACGGAGUAAUGUGGAAGAGAAGGAUCUUACUUGUCGAAAGCUUAAAGAACAGCUUAAUGCUUUGGAGAAGGAGACUGCAGUUAAAUUGGCAGAUAUGGAUCAGUAUAAGAAAGAAAUCCAGGAUCUCCGAGAGAGCCAGAGGACACAACAGUCUGCUUUGGAAAAACUACGCACUAUUAAGGAAGAAAAAAUCCGAGAGCUAAAGAAACGCAAGCAGGAGGAACUGGAAAAGAAGAGGAGAGAAGAGGAAGAGCAGACACGCAUCAAACUGGAGAAGGAGCGGCAGUGGCAGGAGAAACUGCGGCGUGAAGAGGAGGAGAAACAGAGGAAAAUACAGGAGGAGAGAGAAGCCAAACUUCGUGAGGAGGAGGAGAAGGAGAGACAAGCUCGUUUGCAGGCCGCUAGAGAACAAGCUGAGCGAGAGCACAAAGCCCGGGAGGAGGAGGAGGAGAGGAGGCGCAGGGAGGAGGAGGAGGAAAGGAGAGAACAAGAGCGACGCAGACUCGAGGAGAAAAGGAGGCAGGAGGAGGAAGAGGACCGCAGGCGGCGAGAUGAGGAAAGGAGGAAACUGGAGGAGGAGAGGAGAAAACUGGAGGAAGAACGGAAAAAACUGGAGGAGGAAAGGAGGCGGCAGGAGGAGUUAAGAUUGGAGGAGGAGCGCAGAAGAGCAGAGGAGGAGCGGAGGAGGAAAGAGGAGGAGAGACGGGAAGAGGAAAGAAGAAAGGAGCGUGAGGAGGAGGAGAGGAGGAGACAACGUGCACAAGACGCUGCCAAGAGAGAUGCAGAGGAGAGAAAAAGAAAAGAGGAGGACCGGAAGAGGCAGGAAGAGGAGGACAGGAGGCGUCGGGAGGAGGAGCAGAGGAAACAGGAUGAGGAGAGGAAGAAGAAACAGCAGGAGGAAGAGGCUGCAGCCACAAGACUGGGAGACAAUGAACAGAACAAGAAGAACACUGUUAAAUCAGACAUUGUUGCUGCUCUUCUGCGUGGCCUGGAGGAGAGGAAAGGCAGCAGACAUCCUCUUGGCACACAGCACAGGAGAUCAGCAGCACUGACGACGUUUAAAGCCCUCUACCCCUUCACUGCCAGAAACGAUGAGGAGCUUUCCUUUGAAAGCGAUGACCUGAUUGAGGUGGAUGAGAGCAUAGAGCGAGAGCAGGGCUGGCUGUACGGCAGUCGGCAGGGGAAGAUGGGCUGGUUCCCUGAGAGCUAUGUGGAGAAGCAGGCCAAAUCUGAGGCUCCACUCGUGGCCAAACAAGCCCUAAAGCCACAGGUCUCCAUCUCUGUCAGCAAACCGAGUGACGGGGCGAGUGGAUCACGGCUGAACUCUGCUUUCACCCCCACUCAUGCCACAGGCUCCGCCUCUUCCAACCAUGGUCAGGUGGUGGGGAAUGUGCAAGCUCAAGCUCUGUGCUCAUGGACUGCAAAGACCGAUAACCAUCUCAACUUCUCCAAAGAUGAUGUGAUCACAGUUCUGGAGCAGCAGGAGAACUGGUGGCUUGGAGAGCUCAGUGGGGUUCAGGGGUGGUUCCCCAAAACCUAUGUUACAGUGCUGAGCGCCACUGAUGCACAAGCAGAUUCCACUGAAGGAUCUGAUACAGCAGAUGUAUCCAACUAUGAAGAAUAUGUGGCGCUGUACACUUACGAGAGCCCUGAGCCUGGAGACCUGACCUUCACCGAGGGAGACACCCUCCUGGUAUCAGAGAGAGAAGGGGAGUGGUGGAGAGGCAGCAUCGGAGACCGAUCAGGAGUCUUCCCCUCCAAUUAUGUCAAGCCAAAGGAGACCGAUACGUCAAGUCUCCCUGGUAAACCUGGAACGCCUGGAAGGAAACCAGAAGUGGCCCAGGUGACCACUGCGUACACAGCUGCAAGUGCAGAGCAGUUGAAUCUAGCCCCAGGACAGCUCAUCCUCAUCCUCACCAAGAACCCCUCCGGCUGGUGGCUCGGGGAACUGCAAGCCAGGGGGAAGAAGCGUCAGAAGGGCUGGUUCCCUGCUUCACACGUCAAGCUUCUGGGCUCAAACAGCGGCAAAUCUACACCUGCAUCCGCGGCUGGUAAGAAACGGUUCAAGUUUCCAGGGUUGAUAUUUUUUAUUUUUUUUAAAUCUCUCCUCAUCGCUCUCCCUGUAGUCGGCCAAGUCAUCGCCAUAUACGACUACACCGCAGCAAAUGAGGAUGAGCUGAGCUUCACGAAGAGUCAAGUUAUCAACGUGCUGGACAAAAGCGAUCCUGACUGGUGGAAAGGAGAGCUCAACGGGGUCACAGGCUUGAUUCCUACCAACUAUGUGAAAAUGACCACCUCUGAUUCUGACCCCAGUCAGCAGUGGUGCACUGACCUGAGCACUCUGGAUUCAAUGAGCCCGCGGGAGAAGAAACGGCAAGGAUACAUCCAUGAGCUCAUUGAGACCGAGGAGAAAUACAUUGACGACCUACAGCUGGUUCUAGAGGUCUUCUACAAGCCCAUGUCUGAAUCAGGACGUCUUACUGAGGAUGAAAUGAGCAUGAUAUUUGUCAACUGGACGGAGCUAAUCCAGUGCAACUCCAAGAUGCUCAAGGCUCUGAAGACUAGGAAAAAGACGGGGGGUGAGAACAUGCCUGUUCACAUGAUCGGGGAUAUUCUGGCCUCUGAGCUGCCACACAUGCAGGCCUACAUCCGCUUCUGCAGCUGCCAGCUGGACGGUGCCACACUGCUGCAACAGAGAACCGAUCAGGAGCCAGACUUCAAAAACUUCCUUAAGAAAAUUGCUACAGACUACCGUUGUAAAGGAAUGCCUUUGUCCAGCUUUUUACUCAAACCUAUGCAACGGAUCACUCGCUAUCCCCUUCAUAUUAAACAUAUCCUGGAGCAUACUCCAGAGAGUCACAUGGACCAUGUUCAUCUGCAAGAGGCUUUGGAGAAGGCAGAGCAGCUGUGCACUCAGGUGAACGACGGUGUCUGGGAGAAGGAGAACUCUGAAAAGCUGGAGUGGAUCCAAUCCCAUGUGCAGUGUGAAGGCAUCACGGAGAAUUUGACUUUCCACUCUCUGACCAACUGCUUGGGUCCGCGUAAAUUGCUGCACAGCGGGAAAGUGUAUAAGACCAAGGGCAAUAAGGAGUUAUACGCAUUUCUGUUCAAUGACUUUCUGCUGUUCACUCAAGCUGUCAAGCUGUUCACUUCCUCAGGAACAGACAGACUCUUUAGCCCCAAAUCUAACACCCAGUACAAGAUGUAUAAGCAGCCUGUGUUCCUCAAUGAAGUUCUGGUGAAGCUUCCGUCAGAUCCGUCCAGCGAUGAGCCUGUCUUCCACAUUUCCCACAUAGAUCGUGUGUACACACUGAAGACUGAGCACAUUAAUGAGAGGCUUGCAUGGGUUCAGAAGAUCAAAGCAGCAUCAGAAGCAUUCAUUGAGACGGAGAAGAAGAAACGGGAAAAGAGUUAUCAAUCUCGAUCAAUGAAAGCAAGUGGAAUUGGUCGCCUGCUUGUCACCAUCUUGGAAGCAACAGAGCUAAAAUCUUCCAAACCAAAUGGAAAGAGUAAUCCAUACUGUGAAGUGACCAUGGGUUCUCAGUGCUACACUUCCCGGACCAUCAAUGACACCGUCAACCCCAAGUGGAGCUUCAAUUGUCAGUUUCACAUUAAAGACGUGUAUCAAGAUGUCCUCUGUAUUACGAUUUUUGAGCGGGAACAAUAUUCACCAGAUGAGUUUUUAGGUCGCACUGAGGUUCCUGUAGCCACUAUUAAGAAAGAGCUUGAGAAUAAAGGUCCGUCCACUAGGAGACUGCUGCUUCAUGAAGUUCCCACUGGAGAGGUUUGGGUUCGGCUCGACUUGCAGCUGUUUGACCACAAAGCCCCCAAAUGAUGAGGAGAGAGGAUGUCCCUGUAAAUCUGCACAUCAAGCACAGCUUCUCACCACUAGCUUCUCAAGAUUUUCAAGACUAACCAUUGCCUUAAAAUGUUCUUAACUACUGAGGAGCGUAGACAUGGAUGUGUGACCAUGAGGAAGACGAGUUAACGUUCACACUUUUGCCAAGUUUGAUUUUUGACCAAGUGACAUGGGAAUGAAAAGGGAUAAUUUUUUUUUUUUUUUUUUUGUAUUGCCUAAAUAAUUUACCACUGGAUGUAGAGAUAUCUCAGGACCUAUAUUUUGCUUCAAAUAUACUGUCUUUAUUGCUGUACAGAGAGCUAGAUUUGCUAAAUCAUGGCUUGCCUAGAUCUGAAGUUGAUGAGAACUUUUGAACUUGAAUAUUCUCAUCAGCAACACUAAACCAUGUGGUGUUGUUUUAUUAAUUAAUUGUCCAUCUGCCUUACCUGCCAGUUCAUCCAUUUAACUUCACCAUGGUAGAAUUAAUUUGCACCAGCCGUUUGAUCUUCUAUAAAAUCUUAUAACUGUGUAAAAUGGAAGGAACUUUUCUGCAGAGCUUACUAGUUGUUCUGUAUGAAGGUACGCAUGAGGUGAUUAACCAGGGAUGAUUGGUUAAAGGUCUAAUCUCUGUUGAUUUUGUGUGCUUGACUGAGUUUAUUUAUGUUAAUUUAUGCGUCUUGGACUAUCUGCACAUUUUACGCUGCCUACGAUAUCUGGAUUGCCAUAAAGCAUUCAGAUAAGGUCUUAAUAUUGUGUAUUUUUUUGCAGUUGUAGUAUGGACGUUUACUCAAGAGACCGAGUUGCUGAGUGUCUCUCCCAAGUUUUAUUUGUUUUUGUUUUAAAUAUAAAUGUAAUAAAGUUUGAGUAUUUUGAAAGUUUUUUUUUCUUACGUACAUUUUUUUUUUUUCCUUCAUUUUAGACAAGUAUUAGUUUUGAAAAAAGGUCUAAUAUUGUAUUUUUCCAAAAGACCUCACAAAUAGCUAUGCAACAAAAUCAGGUUUCAUAUGCAAAUAAAAUUAAAAUGCUGUAAAGUAUACUGGAUGAUUGUCUUCACUUCGAAAGAAAACACUAUUAACUUUAAAAGGGGAGUUUAUUUUUUUUCUCUGUAAUAUACGGUCAUAGUCAUGAAUAUUAAUUAGGGUUCUGUUGAUAUUCAUGAGGGGCAACCGAACCCGUCACUUCAGCAACACAUUUGUGAAUGUAGCUAACAUGCGUCUUGAGAACUUCUGAUGUAAUUUGUUAAUGUUACAUACAAAUAUGAAACCAUUUCCAAAGUUAUUAGAAGAACGUAUCAUUGACACAUGUUGAGUGUGCAGCGCUACUUUUGUCGGACAGCAAUAAACAACAUCAGUUUUAACAA
This is a messenger RNA of Carassius gibelio (silver crucian carp), 7194 nucleotides long. Its product is annotated as intersectin-2. The transcript is spliced from 38 exons. Bases 261 to 5831 code for a protein of 1856 amino acids. Gene Ontology annotation, biological process: positive regulation of Rho protein signal transduction. The record is from RefSeq and is a predicted model, not a curated record. Gene Ontology annotation, molecular function: protein binding; calcium ion binding; guanyl-nucleotide exchange factor activity. NCBI's taxonomy places the organism in Eukaryota, Metazoa, Chordata, Actinopteri, Cypriniformes, Cyprinidae.